Molecule: messenger RNA, 789 nt
Organism: Centruroides sculpturatus (bark scorpion)
Lineage: Eukaryota; Metazoa; Arthropoda; Arachnida; Scorpiones; Buthidae
Exons: 1
Biological process (GO): DNA integration
Molecular function (GO): nucleic acid binding
Source: RefSeq, a predicted model, not a curated record
UUUGAGUCCCACCUGUUCAAAGCACUCACAGUGCUGACAGGUACAUCGAGAAUCCGCACCACCGCCUUUCACCCAGCCGCCAACGGAAUAAUCGAGCGAUUCCACCGGCAACUUAAGGCAGCGAUCAAGUGCCACUCUUCUGACCACUGGACAGACAACCUACCCAUCGUACUCUUGGGAGUCCGGACUGCGUAUAAAGAUGACAUCAACACCACCGCAGCUGAGCUGGUCUACAAACAAACGCUGCGCUUGCCCAGAGAAUUUUUUGUCAACAACAACGACAACACAGUAGACGCGUCCGAUUUCGUCUCCGAUCUCCAAGGCAGGAUGCGACGACUACGUCCCGUCUCACCGCGCAAGCACGGCAACCACCAGACGUUUGUGUUCCGCGACCUACAGACCUGUUCCCACGUCUUCGUGCGCCACGACGCCAUACGUAAACCUCUACAGCCCCCAUACGAUGGCCCGUUCCAAGUCCUCCAGCGCUCCGACAAAACGUUCAGGGUUAACAUCAACGGCAAGGAGGUGACGGUUACUAUCGACCGCCUCAAACCAGCCUUUGUCGCCGACCCUACAACUUCCGUCCCAACCAGCACGGAAGAGAGACCCCCACCACCAACGGACCUCGACGAGACCCAACCACCGGUCACAACCCGCUCUGGACGACGGGUACGCUUCAACCUGAAGUAUCGUUGACACUCGCGGGGGAGUACUGAGGCGCCAACGCCUACAGUCGCCACCAGAGGGCCUCGUGUGGAUGACGUCAGCGUUUCGUCAGAUCACCGCGCU